Messenger RNA from Medioppia subpectinata, 549 nucleotides. The record is from the annotation of a GenBank genome assembly. NCBI's taxonomy places the organism in Eukaryota, Metazoa, Arthropoda, Arachnida, Sarcoptiformes, Oppiidae.
CAGAUAUCGUCACCGUUUGUGUUCAAACUGCUACUCCAUCGGCCAUUCUUCCGGUGCGCUGUUCUUAUGUUUCAGAAAGAGUUCGCCCAAAGACUGGUCGCAAAACCGGGCGAUAAGUUGUAUUGCAGACUAUCGGUGAACACACAGCUGUUGGCGAGAGUGGAUAUACUCAUGAAAGUGGCCAAAAACAACUUCCGGCCGCCGCCUAAAGUGGAGUCCAGUGUAAUCCGUUUGGAACCCAUUAAUCCGCCGCCAGAUAUCAACUUCAAAGAGUGGGACGGAUUGUUGAGAAUCUGUUUUAUGCGCAAAAAUAAGACACUUUCCGCUCAAUUCAAACACAACUAUGUGUUGGAUAUGUUGUCCCAUAACUAUCGCAUCCAUUGCUCUCUCAAUAACAUCGCAAUCGAUGAUGACUUUGACAUUAAAGCGAAAAUACAACAAAUCCUUACCGACAAUGAGUUUGACUCGAAAAGAGCCCGAACUAUGGAUAUCGACCACUUUCUCGCUCUUCUUCACGCUUUUAACUCUAAUGGCAUUCAUUUCACUUAA